CGUUUACAGUUUGAUAAUGGCGACGAGUUUGUCGAGCACAGAGGACUAGAAGUUUUUGUUCAGCGGGAAGGUUGAGUCUGCCAGCAAUAUGUUGAAACCAGGAAGCGUGAAUGCAGUGUGCAAACAUUGGCUUAGCGGCAACUGCCUGCAAGGGGAUCGGUGUGUAUUUCUUCAUGGAGCAGACACUGACAGUCAAGUGAGCAUUGCACCAUCUCGAAGGAAUCCAUCUGUACAGUCUGGUUCAAACUCUUCUCUUCUGGGCUCCCCAGCUGUUAUGAAUUAUGGACAAGGAACAGUUGCUAUGCCCUAUCCAAUGUUACCUAUGGGGAACAUGGGAGGCCAAGGUCUUGUUCAGCAAGCCCCCACUAAUUUGGCUGACCAAAGACUUUUGAGACUGCAGCUUGCUGCACAACAGAUAACGGGACUACAACCACAGAUGCCGAGUGCUCAACGCCGGAUGCCCAGGCGUCAACAGCAAGUUCCUGGUCUUCAUCAGAUGGCCGGUCUUCCACAGCAUAUGGCCGGUCUUCAACAGCAGAUGCCAGGUCUUCAACAGCAGAUGCCAGGUCUUCAACAGCAGAUGCUAGGUCUUCCACAGCAGAUGCCAGGUCUUCCACAACAAAUUCCAGGUUUUCAACAGCAGGUGCCAGGUCUUCAACAGCAGAUGCCAGGUCUUCAACAGCAGAUGAUGAUUAACCCUGUUGGAAUGAACAUGUUUGGACAAAGUCAGCCAAUCUAUGCUGCUAAUCCUAUGAUGUCUUUGACUGAACGUCAAGGGCUAGACCCUGAUAGCAUGAAAUUUAUGGGCACUAGGUCUAAGAGAAAGUCUAGGUUCCAUGAUAGCUCAGAAGUGUUGCUUCCUACAGGGGAUCUGGUGUCAUCAAAACCUGUUCCACUGAUGGGUAUGAACAUGCCCAUGACUUCAUCAAUGAUGUUCGUACCACAAGACAACCUUGUGUUGCAGACACCUCUUGGUCAAAUGGGAAGGGCAGAAAGUUCUUCAUUACAGAUGAUGACCAAAUCCAUGGUUCGUGAUCCAAGUGAUGGUACUAUGGAUGAUGGCCCACAGAGGAAGAAGUCAAGAUUCCAAAAUCCUGAGUUUUCCAGGAUGGGAAAUGAAAGAUUAGAGUUUGCAGGAUCUAAUGUGGAAUAUAUCAAUAAUGAUCCAGGACCAGAUGACGAUUAUGUAGAAGACUUUGUUGAUGAGAUAAUGUCAGGGAUUGGUCCAAGAAUAAUUCAACCUGAAGAUUCAAGGAAGAAUAAGGGGAUUUCAUUCAAGACUUUGUUUGCUCCAAUGCGACAAAGGCUGGAGAAAAACCACAAGUCAGGUAAACUGGGAGGUAGGAUCAUGACAGGCCAAUCUGAUGACAUGCGGACCAAAGAUGACUCCUGGGCAUAUCUGAGGAACCAAACUGACGAUUACCGUAAGGGAGAUCCUUUCAGGAAAGACGUCGAUAAAUUUUCAUCACUGGAUCCUACCUAUCCCAGGAAGGAUAAUUUUAUUCAUGGACAAAGGGAAGACCAAGAAGUCAGUCGGAGGGAGAAUUAUUCUGGAUAUGGCACACAUGGACAUGCCUACGGACGUGACAAUCCACAAAGUGACAGAUUUGAUGACCAAGAAUACAGAGGAAAUGCAGAUGAUGCAAGUUUCUCGAGAAUCUCCAGAAGAGAUUAUCAAUCAAGAUACAGUGUUGAAACUGCCAGGGACACGUAUGUUCCAGAAUACACUGGUCAACAUUCUGCUGCAUUCAAAGAGAAUAUUAGCGGCGUAAAAGAGUCUUGGCCAAGGCCACAGAAUAUUGAGGAUCCAAAGCCAAAUUCCGAUUUAGAACUGGGAGUCAGACCACCAAGAGAAGUCAGGUUAGGGAUUGCAAUGCCAGAGUUUAUUGAAAAGUUUAUGAAAACCGCAGGUAGGUAUGCAAUAGGGGUGCAGCGAGUGACGGCAACUUACAACUUGCCUGGCAACUGUGUGGGGCUUCUGCCACCCAAAUUGAACACAGAAACUUGGGAGAUCCUGACAAAGAAAGCUCAAAACCGAGAUGAGAUCUUGCAAGACCUUCAGAGAUGGUUUGCUGGAGGAAUUAUUCCUCUGGUCAAACUUGCUGAUCUUUUUGGCAGCAACUUGCAGAUUGUUGAGGAUGUUUGUCGUUAUGCAAGCGAUGCUCUAAAUGUGUUCACUUUCGUCUGUUUCCUCCUUUCAAUGAAAAGAAGGAUCCUCAUGAGAAAUUCCCUUCAUAAGAGGUAUGGGAUCUUGUGUAGAAGACAUCAGGCCAUUUCCAGCUUCCUUUUUGGUGACAGUCUUUCCAAGGACCUGGAUCAUAUCAAAGCUGGAAGUUUUCACAUCCCCAGGUCAGAGAAGGAUAUCAAAGACACAAAUAAUAUUGAUCCAGAAUGUGCUGAUUUUAAGCCAGCUUUCUUUGCAUCUCUUGCUAUGCCUGGCAAUGAUGUUGAUGUCAAUGUUGCCAACAUGAUCAACAUGGCAUGUUCCAGCGACGGUAACCUAGUAGAUUUGAGGGAAAAAUACCAAAUUCCUUCAAAUUGCAGUGUACUAAUCCCUCCAAAGCUGAAUCCUGAGGUUUGGAAUCUUGUCUCCCGAUCUGGUUUGGAUCUGGACUACAGACUUCAAGAUGUGCAUAUGUCUAUUGCCGAGUCAAUGGUUCCUCUGCUGAUUAUGUUACAAUCAGUCCAGAACAGGACAUAUGAUGAGACUAAUACCCUGACUCUCCUCACACACUCUCUGUCCCUUCUAGGAAACUCCAUGUAUCAGAUCAACAGGGUCCGGAUGGAGUCCAUCAAGAAGAGCCUUCCGUCUCAGGUCCACAGCUACUGCAGCUUCCACUGGACAGGCGCCGAGAUGGUUAUGGUGGAUGAUAGUUGAUGUGGACUGUUCCAGUCAUUAUAACUUUACAUUUGCUGUUGCAGCUGAGGAUGACUGGAGUCAUUGACGGGAGUUCUGUUGUCAUUUGGCACAAGACACAAGUUCUUGUCUUCAUCUUCUCUGAGAUGACUGCAAAUAGCAUUUGAUGUUACCAUGCCUACGCGGUCAAUUCGUUUGGCAAUCAUCCUCAUCAGUUUUUUUUGUUAUUAUCCUUCAUGUUCUUCAGGAAGGUGAUGCUCCUUGUAUGUUUGCUGCUCAUCCCCGUGGGUGCCUACUGCCUAGCAACCAAUGCUGGUUGUAGGGAUGUUGGAUCUGGUGGUCAGGCUCGAUGACUUUGUUGAUAGCAUGUCAUACCCUGACAAUGUGGACAAUGUGUUACAAUGUCAAUCACUGGAUUAUUUACAGGCUCCUGUCAUUUAGAUGGAAUAUUUCUGAACAAGGUGUUGAGCAACAAAUAAACUGACUUCUUGUGUCAAGAUUACGAAAUUUUGGUUUAAUGGUAUACCUGGUUGAUUAAAGAUUUGUAAUAUGGUGGACAUGGUGAUGGAUUAUGUUGAAAGUGCCAAAAUACUACUAUACUACUGGAAAGCAGUUGUGAAUAUAGUUAAUCUAUCUUGACAGAUUUACUAUAGACAUAUGAAAAUGAGUUCUUGAACUUCUUUGAGUAGUAUGUGUCUGAAAAUGAAUUAAUAUGAAUUUUUGAAGAAAUGGACCAUGUGGUCCCACAAGAUACCCCUUCAUUAAACUGAGGGACGCCCACACUGGGGAUUAAACAUGAUCAGAAUUAUUUUUUUUGAGUUUCAGUUUGAAUUUUUUUUUUUCUUAAACUAAUUUCUUUUGAAGAAAUUACAAUGGUCAUUUGGGCCAUGUUAACUCCAGUGUUGAAAAAUCUUUGCAGAGAGAAUGUGAAGGUUUGAGUUGAUCUAGAUAUGUGCUCCUAAAUCAUCUCAACAUGAUCAUUAUGCGCAGGUACUUCCAGCAUAUAAAUUGUAAAAUGUGUAGGUGCUAUUGUUUGCAGGAGUGAUUUCUUGACAUUCUUGUUGGUUUGUGAGUUACCAUUGUAGAAUACAUCGUGGAAGCCUGAUCUAUAACAUUGCUUAUAUGGUCCUGGGAAAUACAACAAAAAAUAGCUUGAACAGAUGUUUCUAUAUCUUUUUUGUUACUGCCGGGGUCAAGGGUGACCCAGUCUAAGGUGCUGCAUUUCGCUGUGCAGAGUUGUGUCCCUUGGGCACACCAGAAUCCUAUGAUCAAGAUUCAAACCCCAAUUUGCCCAGAUUAUGUUUCUUGCUUUGUCAGCAACCGUCCCUGGGUUAGUCUAAAAUUUAUCCAUUUUUACACAUUGUUUAGGGUUCUCUGUUCUGCUGCAGAUAAACUACUACUUUGUUGAAGUAGUGUUUGUCAGUAUUAUAGAACAGGCUUGUUGAUGCUUCUGAGGAGGGAAGAGAAUACACCAGGCAUCGUCCUGCGAGAAGUGUUCAUGUGUAGACCACAACUUUGUGAAUUGUUUUGACAUCUGUGAGAAUAUGUACGCAUAAUGUAAAAUAUAAAGUUUCCAGAUGUUUCAACAUAAUGUAAUAAACUUCAUCCCUUAAUCA
Haliotis rufescens (red abalone) is the source of this 4473-nucleotide messenger RNA. RefSeq lists its product as uncharacterized. The transcript has 4 exons. Lineage: Eukaryota; Metazoa; Mollusca; Gastropoda; Lepetellida; Haliotidae. Gene Ontology annotation, molecular function: metal ion binding. The record is from RefSeq and is a predicted model, not a curated record. The coding region runs from base 89 to 2878 and encodes 929 amino acids.